Molecule: messenger RNA, 8029 nt
Organism: Trichogramma pretiosum
Lineage: Eukaryota; Metazoa; Arthropoda; Insecta; Hymenoptera; Trichogrammatidae
Product: serine-rich adhesin for platelets
Exons: 14
Coding region: 871-7671 (2266 amino acids)
Source: RefSeq, a predicted model, not a curated record
GCUCGAGUCGCUGCUGCGCCGAUCGGCGAGUGCGCGAGCUUUUUCAGUACGACGACGAUCGCCCGACGAGGCGCAUAUAAAUUCGCGUACGUACGCGCACGAGAUACGUGCGUAUGCGCGUUUCGCACGCAGACCAUAAUACCAUACACACACUGGUCUCUCUUAUUCUCGAGGCGACGGAGCAGCGACGCGAAACAUGCCGGUAGCAGCAGCAGCAACGGCGGGGCCGAAAAUAAAACCGCGCGCCCAUAAAGUAGCGUAGCAGCCGGAAAUCGUCGCAGCGGUACACACGCACACACACACACACACACGCACACCGACUCGAUCUCGUAUGCGCUGUGGUGCUGCUGCUGUAGGGCCUGUUCAAACGUAACAUCGUCGCACGCGUAACGCGCGUUUCAAAGCUCGGAGUAGACAAAUAGGAGAAAGCCUAGCCGGCGCUGUCUAUUAAACCCGCGCGGGCGAGCUUGCGCGCCGACACCGGCGGCGGGCGUGAAAAAGUGAUUCGCCGGCCGAGAGACAUAAACGUGUUGUGUACAGUGUGUCGUCUAUCCGGUCCAGUGUGCAGUAUUAUUAUAAAAAAAAACUCGCGGAAUUCCCCGAAAAAAAAAGAAGAAGAAGAAGAAGAAAUUGAUUCGACGUAGCGAGAGCCAUUAAAAAUAAAAUCCGCGCAGUGCUUUUCGAGAUGGCACUCGGAUAGUAUUACACAGUGACGUUAUAUAGAUAUAAGCGUGUACAUAAUCAAUAGUGAAUAGGCGCAGUAGCGUGAAAGUGAAAUUUUUGGGGCACGAAGAGAAAAGAAGAAGCAAGUGUCAAGUGCAAUCGCGCGUAUGUGUAUGCAGCGAGCGUGCGGAUCGUUUUACAAGUGUAAUGGCCGACGAAAAAAGCCGCGGCGCCGAGAUCAACGAACGAUCGGACCGCGCGUCGACCGCGAUCAAGUCCAGUAAACAGUGUAGCAGUAAUAAUAAUAAUAAUAAUAAUAACGAUAACGUUAGAAAGAUCAACGAUAAAAUUGAUCGACGAUCGAGAAACGGCAAGAGCACGCGCAACACCAACAACGGCAACAACGUUAACGACAACGGGCGAGUUCGCAAGCGCAAGCGUCGCUUCGAGGCCGGCCCCUCGACGCCCGAGAGGCUACCGACUCCGCCACCGGAUCCUCGGGCGCUCGAGAAGCGACGCAAAUCCCUCGAGGUCGUCGUCGACGCGAGCGAAAGUCAGCGCCCCGAUGGCCUCGAGUCCGCGUUCCAGCAGCUCGCCGAGUGGCACUCGCUGUGCGAGCAGAUGCUCGAGCUGCGCGACGGCAACGCUCGGCUGUUCCAGCGGGUGCGCGAGCUCGAGCGCUGCAAGGUCGCCCGGCUGAUCGAGUAUUACCUGGCGCGGUGCGAGGCCGAGGUAACGUACGAUGACGCGAACGAGCCCGAGCCCGAUUACGCCACCGACGAGCAAUUGAAUUUUCAAUCGUCCGUCAUAAGCUCGAUUCUCGAGCAGUCGUCUUCGUCGAGUCAUCAUCAGCAGCAGCAACAGCAGCAGCAGCAGCAUUCGCACGAGUCUUCGGCCCCGUCGCCGUCCGUCAUGGCAGCGGUUUGGCCCACGUCGCUCUCGAGUCAGGAGCAGCUCGGCAACAACGUCGUCGUCUCGCGCGCCAAGAGCUUUCGCAGUCCGGUGCUGCGCCAGCGCAGCCGCUCGAUCGGCGAGGUGCAGCCCGCUCUCGGCCUCGCCAAUCACAACGGCAACAAGCGCUCCAGCUGUCAGAUACAGUGCGGCGGCGGCGGCGGCGGGCCCUACUACGGUGGCAAGAGCGGCAAGCGCAACUCCAUCGUCGGGCCCAUCGUCGGCACAUUUAGCCCUGGCUCCACCGGGCCCAAGGUCAGCAAGUGGACCAAGGUCAAGGCCGCCUUCAAAUGGGAGAAGGCCAACAUGGGUGUAGCCGCGCAGCCGCCGCAGAGCUUCAGCAGCAUCGUCUUCGAGGCCAUCGAGCGCGAGGCGGCCCAGCGACAGCUGCAGCAGCAGCAGAAUCGUCUGAAGCCGCCCGAGACAACGACCGCAACGGGGCUGCAGAUCGACAACGUCGCGACGACCGCCGCGACGACGACGGCGACGACUACGCCGAAUUCGGGCUCGUCGCCGAGGACUUACGAGCACUCGGGACCGCCGAGUCCCGGCAGCAUAUCGUCCUCGUCCUCCAUCGACGAUAUUUUUGACAGUCUGCGCGAGAGGAAAAGCAGCAAGAGUCCUGGUAUACGAGAGACGAUCGCGGUUCAGCAGCAUCUGCGGCGAUGCAGCGGUGCCUCGUACGACGGCGAAUUCGUCGUACCCUCGGCGAGACACGGCAUCGCGCAACUGUCCAGGGACAGUAUGCUCUGCAGACGCUCGGACCCGAGCCGCAGAACGGCCUGGGGCAAGGUCAAGGAGAUCAUUCAGUCGCGCAAGGAAAGCUACCGACGACCGAUUCCGCCGCAGCAGUCGCAGCAUCGGCUUGGUCCUCGAAACAGCGAGGACGGCUACUCGAUCUCCAGCCUCGAGUCGUCGGAAAUAUUGAACGAAACGGUGGGCUCCGAUCAGAAUCUGAAGCAGCAGCAGCAGCAGGUGUCGCGAUCGCAGACCACCACCAACGCGACGAGUAUCUGUUUGGAGGUGCCGUCCUCGUCGGCGUCGCAGACGAGCAAACCGGCGAGCCCCGUGGCCGAGGUCGAUCUCGAGCCGAGCUCGCGACGUCUCACCCCGACCCUCACCCUCACUCUGCCGUCCAGCGAGGAGCUGCGCAGCGUCUCGUCGCCCGAGUCCACCUCGCCGAGGACUUCGCGGUCGUUUCAUCAUCGUCGUCAUCGUCAGCACUCGAACUCGGCGACCGACGCCUCCGAGAGAUCGCCCUCGGAGGACCCGGACUCGACCUCGUCGGCGCCCAAGCGACAGCCGUGCAAUCGUCAUCGCUACGGCGUCGCCAUUCCGACGAGGCGAAAGUCUCUGAUAACGAUGUUCCCGACGUCGUUGUCGUCGGCAGGCAUCGAUGGCGGAGGUAACUCGUCGUCGAAGCCGCAGCAGCAGCAGCAGCAGCAGCAUCUCCAGCGCCACGACUCCAAGUGGAACAAAGUCAAGCGGGCCUUUCUGUCGGGCGCGUCCUCGGUGCCGCCCAGUCCCAGCCGCAUCUCCUCCUUCUUCGACGAAACCGACGGCGGUGGCGGCUACUCGGCCUCGGCCGAGGACCUGGACAACAACAAUUACGGCUGCUCGGGCGGCGGCGCCAGUCCCACCCACGUCCAGACGGACAUCCAGCGCAACGCGCAGAUACUCCACGACAAGCUCAGCGUCGAGUUCAAUCGCAAGAUAGUCGAGUGGAACAGACUCCAGCAGCAGAAGCAUCAGCAGCAGCAGCAAUGCGGCAGCAGUCGGAGCGUGGGCACGACCUCGCCCAGGGACAAGGACUCGGCCAACAUGCUGCUGAUGGGCGAGGAGCAACUGACCCCCGAGUUCAAGAAGAAGCUGCAGGAGUGGAAGCGCAUGAAGAAGGGGACGACGUCGACGACGACGCAGGGUGGCGGCGGCGCGGCGACGACCAGCUCGCCGGACAAUCAGCUGUUUCGCAAGCGGCUGAGCGACUGGCAGAUCUGGCGGACCAACGGCAAGAGCUCGUCCAGCGGCGGCGACAACAACAGCAGGGAGCCGGCUGCCUCGUACAGCGAGAUCGGUAAGACGGGCGUGUCGGAAGAAUUUCUGAAGAAGAUGGAGGAGUGGAAAAAAAUCAAGUCCGGCCGCUCGGACUUCGAGGAACAAAGUGGCGGUAAACAAAAGCAUCAGCAGCCGCGUCGAUCGAGCGACGCGACGCCACCUCGAGCCAACUUUCGAGAUCAAGGAUGGAGCACGAUCGAGGAGGAGGAAUUUCAGCCUCUCGACAAAUUCAUCCGCUCGUUGGAGCUCGAACAGGCGAGAAUGGAAAAGCAGAGGGAAAAGCAGCGGGAAAAGUCAAGGCAAAGAGAGCUGAGAUCGCGGCGUCUGGCGGCCAACAGCAACAACGUCAAGAAAGAGAUCCUGGUUCAAACGUCGACGGGCAGCUACCUCAAGUUCCAGGGCAUCUCGCAGGAGUUCAAGAAGAAGAUAUUCGAGUGGGAGAGGAGUCGGGGCAUCGCGCCCGAGUCCUCGACGCUCCAGCUGCUCGAUCCCAUACAGAAGACCUACUCGUGCGACGAGAGCCUGAGCUUCAAAUACAAAAAUCACCCGGCGGUUUUGAAGCGUUCCAAAUCCAUGAGCAGCGUGACGGAGAAAGAUUCGCGCGAGGAGGCGGCCAAUCGACAGGCGUCGUGCGUGUCCUUGACCGAUCUGACGAAUCUAGAGAAACCAGCCAUUUUGGAGCGAGCGCAGAGAUGCGAAUCGAAGCGGACCGAGCUGGUGGAUCAGGAUCAGGUGGACGAGCUUCUGUCGCUGACGAGGGCGGCGGGAAUCGACUCGGACGAGCCCGAGGCCGUGAUCGUCGACAUCGAGGACGUGAUCGAGGAGACGGCCAGUCCCAUGGCCAAGUUCCAGCCGCAGCAGCAGCCCGUCUACUCGGUGCAGACCAGCGUGACGACGAGCAUAGCCGUGCCCGUGGGCACGGUGACGGCCAGCCACGAGCCCGGCCCGCUGAUACUCGUGCGCCGGGACGACGACCGUCGCGAGGCUCAUUACAAAGAUCAUGGACGUUACAAGAAGCGAACGGAGAUGAUGGAAAUCGACGAGAUCGGAAGAGCGGCCGCCGUUCAGGAAUUCGAGCAGCAGCAGCAGCCGCCGUCGAAUAAUGACAGCACCGAGGUGCACGACGAAAACCGAAAGAGAAAAUUCAAGACCACCGAGACGAAGGUUUACGAGACCAUCGUCGAGGAGGACGCGGCCUGCUGCGCCAGCUCCGUAGCCGCCACGGGCGAGGAGUAUGAGGUGGCGAAAAAGAAGCCACCGCCGCAGCCGCCGUCGCCGUCGCCCGGUGAAUCCGCCAGCAGCCAGUCCGACGUCGCGACGAGCUUGGAGGCUAAAUUGGACGAGCUUCUCAAGAAAAGUACGUCGGCGAGGGCAGUAGCGGCGGCAGAUUUCAAGGAUCGCGAGAGGUCGAUUUCUCAACGGAUCAAUGAAAUGCUACCACGGGUCAACGGCGACUCCGAGAUCUUGGAUAAGUCGAGGGCUAAUAAUUUCACCUCGUACAACGUGCCCUUGAAGAAGAGCGCGAAGAGCACCGCCAUAUACGUGGCUGAUGAAACCAAAGAAGUCAGCAGCAGUAGCAGCGAAGGUGCGAGAAAAUUACACGACUUAUACCGUCCCGACAAGGAUCAGACCGAUGCAGCGGCGGCGACGGAGGACGACGUCGUGAUCACGGUGAACGACAAUACGCGCCAGAAGAAGGUCUUGAAGACGCGUCGACUGACCGACACCCAAGUCGGCUACGAAUGGCGUCAACAACAGCAACAGCAGCAGCAGCAGCAGCAGGCACAGCAGGACACGGCUGGGGCAGCGAUCACGGUCUCGAAGUUCGCCGAGGUGCCGAGCGUCGAGCGCAUAAUCAUCAACGAGGACACCCUGAACAAGAUCGUCGUGCCCACCGCUUCGAACGAGAGGAUCUCCAGCUCCGAGGACGGCCACGGAGGUGGUGAGGUGGUCGCGACGCGACAUUCGUCCGCGGCAGCGCUGCGCGAAAACAAUUGCAGCGAUCGUCGCCGGAUACGCGACGGCAGCGGCGGCGGCUCCAAUAAGGAACGAGCGAGCGGCGGCGGCGGCGACGUCAAGCCCGAGUCGACGAACGUCUUCGUCAAGACGAAGCGCAUCAUCUUCUCGCCGUUCAGUCGGCGCAGCAACAAGGACAAAGCAGCAGCAGCAGCAGCAGCAGCUGAAAACGAAACUAAGAGAGAAGAGCAGCCGGUAGUAGCGGCAACGAGCGAUAGUAAAUCCGCCAACUCUUCGCCGGCCGUGACAGCUCGUCCAGGAGUAGUCCAGCAGCAGUCGAGCAUUCAGAAGAGCAAAUCCAGCCACGACUGUCCGUGCAUCGGGGAUCAAACGAAGCGUCCGCCGCUGCCGCAGUCGCCGAUACUCGCGCGCAAGGAUUAUCAUCAUCAUCAUCAGCAGCAGCAGCAACGGCGCAGCUCGCCCAAGGACGCGCCCGCGCCGAGCAUACGCAAGAUGAUCCAGCGCUACAAUCAGAAGCUGCAGGAGGACGCGAGCAGUCCGGCGAGCAGCGGCAGCGGCUCGCCGAUCUGGCGCUCGCCCACCAGCGAGCGACGCGUCAGGCAGCAGAUGGAGAGGUACCAGGAGGAGGUGAGCCGAGCCCUGGCCACUGGCACGACGGCGGCGACGACGGCGAGGCCGGGUCAUGGCGUGGAAAAGAGCGCCAGUACCAGUGUCGUGAUGCAGCAACAGCGACAGCAACAGCGACAGCAACAGCGGGUAACCGAGAUUCCGAAGAGCAGCAGUACGACGACGAUGAGCAACGAGGAAGACGAGCAGCAGCAGCGGAUGAUGAUGACGAAUCAGGAGAGGCGAAAGAGCAGCCUGAAGAACGCGGAAAUUUUCAGCAACAUACAGCAGAGCUUGGCGCAGGAGUACACGAUUUUGCCCAUCAAGAGUAGCUGCGACUCGCUGCUGCCGGCGGAAAAUGCGAUCGACGAUACCGUGGCCGUUGACGCCGCUAAAGGUUCCGUUCAACAGUCGACGGAGUUCGUGGUGCAGGUGGCCACCGCGGCAAGCGGCAACAACCACAACGAAGUAGCAGCAGCAGCAGCAGCAGCGACGAGCCUCGGUAACAUAUCACCGGAGCUCAUCUACAAGCUCGACGCUCUGUCUAGCGCAGCAGCUGCGGCGUCGUUGACUCGGGAUCAACGAUACUCGCUGCAGACCGACACCGAUCAUAAUCAUCAUCAUCAGGCCAAUUACAAGCGCUUGUACCACCCGAGCGAGAACUCGACGACGACGACGACGCCGUUGCGUUGGGUCCGAGCUCAACGCAUCAAGCAGGCCAAGGACGACUUUUUUUCGCGCGAGCCCAACAACUUUUAUCCACUGUGCAGCGUUAGCAACAGCAGCAGCAACGCGACGACGACGACGACGACGGUCGAGUCUCGUUUUCGUAAUCGCCACAGCGACACGUUGACGACGAUGAACGACAACGCCGAGACAACAACAGCAGCAGCAACAGCGACUGCAGCCUCGAGCUCGAACAGCGAGUUCGUCAAGUCAGCGAGCGCCGGCAUGAUCAACGUCGACUCGCGCACCUAUCAGCGACUGUCGAGCGCGUCCUCGGCCUCGAACGACAACAACAAUAUCACGCAUUCCAUUAACAAGAUCGAAAAGAGCAGCAGCAGCAGCGGCGGCAACACGACGACGACGACGACGAGUUCGAGCGUGGUCGAGGUCACCGGGACACUCAGCAGAAUAGCCAGCAAAUUUCGCCGUGCGAAGCUCAAGCGCAGCGGCGGCGCCAACAAGGACAGCAGCAGCGGCGGCAGCGGUGCGGCAGCCGGCGUCAAGAUGAACACCGUGUCGAUGCUCUGCCGGCAGAGUCUGCUCGUCGAUUUGCAUCCGGCUGCGGCCAAGGAGACGUCCAGCAAGAGCUGCCCGACCUCGCCCGCGCCCCUGCACAGGACCGACGACGACGACGACGACGACGACGACGACGUCUACAGGGUUAGAUACAAGAAUCAUCGGGACAGCAACUGAGGCAGAGCCGCCGACGAUGAUAUUUAUUUGUCCUGUGUGUAGGCUGUAUAUAGGCUUGUACAUAUAUAUAAUUCACGUAGGAUUUGUAAUUUUCCUUUUUGGCAAUAACGCACUGCUAUAUGUAAUCACCGAUGUGCUUUCGAUUUAUCAUAAAUUUAUAUUCUCGAGGAUGGAUCGCGAUACUCGUUUCGCGUGUCGAGUUUGCGAAGCGUGUUGUAAGAAAAUAAUCAUCCUUUUCGGUGCUUUACGUAAAACACGCGUACUUCGCAAUUACGUUUUUCUCAUAUCUUAGAGAUGUGAAAUAUUAUUUAGAAUUUCGCUACUAUCGAUUUUUUAACAAAAAUGAAGAGAAAUGGAG